This is a messenger RNA of Solenopsis invicta (red fire ant), 5853 nucleotides long. RefSeq names its product putative ATP-dependent RNA helicase TDRD12. Gene Ontology annotation, molecular function: ATP binding; nucleic acid binding. NCBI's taxonomy places the organism in Eukaryota, Metazoa, Arthropoda, Insecta, Hymenoptera, Formicidae. Gene Ontology annotation, biological process: germ-line stem cell division; transposable element silencing. The transcript is spliced from 19 exons. Bases 1614 to 4607 code for a protein of 997 amino acids. The record is from RefSeq and is a predicted model, not a curated record.
ACAUCACCCGACCUAACUGUAACUGUACCCAACAACCACGUGCGUUGACCUGCGCGUCGCACGACGUAUUUUUGUGAUUUGUUGAGAAAGUCGCCAGUGAAGAUUGGCUCUUACUGUUAGUCCUUACAAGGACUGAAAUCUAGGGCCUUAUUUAGGAAGGGUCGCCGGUGGUCGUCGGUAGGUAAUCAAGAGAUACAGUAGUGAUACUGGUAGUGACUGUAUGGACUGGUAUGAUCUGUAUACUGAGUACUGAGUAGCGACUAGACUCACUCCAAGUGUAAUAAAGUGAUGAUACUUUAGUCGUUUUUUACUUUAUAAAGAUUUGAGGCAUGACUGCCCCAUUAAAUCUUUUUAAACCGUGAUGUUGCAAUUUAACGUUAAUCGUAAAUUUGAAGGCUAAAGAAGAAGUUUGAACGAAACGAAAGCUCAAAGAUUGACUAAAAGAAACUCGUGUCGAAGGUACGGUUUCAGAGCAGUGUAAAGAAACGAAAAGAUCCAUUGAAAAAUCCGAGUUCAGAAUUUUUUUAUGUGUACGAAAAAAAGUAUUUUCCAUUUAUGGCGAUAAUCGAGGAUUGUACGUUUCAUAGCAAUUUACAAAUAUAGCGAAUUUUGUUUGAGGUUAUUUUUUCUCUAUUCUUGAUAUCCUUGAUUAUCCUGAUACAUGGGAGCAUCAAAGCAUGCGCAAUAAUAUGUUUAAUAACUUUCCUGAAGCCGUGUUUGUGUGUUCCAAUAAUCAUUGCAUGUUUCUACAUUUUGCCAGUGUGACAGAUUUCCUAACCUCAAUAGUCAUCAACUUUAUUUCGGUUCAUGGGACAGAGCGAUACUUUUUUCUGCUAGAUUCGUUCGUGUUGAAUGGGAUAUUUUGUCAAAAUUAGAGGUGGUAGGAGUUUUCUGGAUAAUUACCACAAAAUUGUACUACAAGUAUGAAAGACGGUCUUCAGUUUUCUAUUUAAAGUGAGAUUUUACAUGGGUUCUCAACUUUCCAUACAAAGCAAAGAUUGGAGACUACCAAAAAUUUUAAAAGAUAAUUAUUGAAAAUUUACUUUAUUUUUUAUGAAUUAUAUGAUGCCUGUUCCUAUUGAUAAAGGAAUUGUACAUAUCAACCAGGUAAAAUAAAGUGUGACAGACACACACAUACUCUCUCUAAUCUUUAGCUUUUGUCAAAGUAUGGUGACCCUUCAACAUAUUUCUGUGGAUUGCGUUACAAUAUACACAGACAUAUAAGACCUACAGUUUAAACGCCGAUUCCAAACGGCUUAAUUUAGAAUGGCAAGAUACUCUUGGUUGUUUACCAAUGCCUCCUGAGAGAUAGUAAUCAAAUAAAAUCAGAUGUUUCUGAUCAGUGGGAUUUUAACCCAGAUCUUUAACACAGAGAGCAGAUGUAUGUGACUGCACCACAAUCAUUACUGUGACAGAUACACAGAAUAACAGAAUAGAAGCAUGAAUUUUGUAUAAAAUACAAAAAGUUCAUGUAAUAUAAUAAUAAAUUAAAUAGUGAUCUAAAUUGAAAUUAAAGAAAGACAACUAGAUCUAAAUUAAGUAAAUAAAAAUUUUGUAAAAAAAAUUGCAAAAUAUUACAAAUCUGUUCAUUUCAGUACAAUAAUAAUCAAAAAAUGAACAAGUUUUCUAAUCAAGCUACAGCCAAAAAAAUAGAUGGGAUUCCUCCUACAGCCAAAAAAAUAGAAAUAAGAAAUGUAUCAACUCCAUAUGUUAUGAGAGCACAUGAAAUUGAACAAAAACAUACACUUUAUACAAUACAAGAAAAAUUGUUAAAAUUUAUGAAAACAAAUAAUUUUCAAAGAAACAAUAAUAUGGAUAUUAAAAUUGGUGAUAUGGUUUUUGUACAACGGAACGAUGCUGCUGGAAUUAAAUUACCAUCAUAUGUUUGUCGAGGUUUGGUAAAUUAUAUUAAAAAAGAGACUAAUACAUAUGGUAUCCUUUUAGUGGAUCAUGGUACUGUCUUUGAAUUACCGAGGGAUAAAUUUUACAUACUUCCACGAGAUUUUAUCCCUGAUAAGUAUUUAACGAAAACUGUUGGGGUAUAUGGUAUUUUGCCAAUCUGCAUAAAUGGCUCCAACAUAAUUGGUUAUAAUACUAAGGCAGUUGUUGUAGAAAAAUGGACCGAAAAAGCUGUUCAAUUUACAAAAUGUCUUCUCAGCGCAUCUGAAGUUAUAUACUUUGACCGUUUAGAGAUGGACAAGAGUAAUGGAAGAGAAUACGGAGAAUUUUAUCUCAUCAUUAACAACGAUGUCGUGUCAUUAAGUGAAGCUUUAUUCAUGAAUUAUUAUGGAAUCUAUAUAGAAGGAAAAUUAUUAAAAUUUGUUGAAACGUACACCGAACUUAAGGAAAAACAAUGGUACCUUUUACAUAUAAAGUAUUCAAGAAAUAAAGAAAAAGGGAACGUAAUACAAAUUAAUGGAAAUUGUAAUUCUCGCAUGAAAUUCUCUCUCAGUGAGAAGAUUUUAGUACAGAGCUCAAUAGAUUGUGAUGUCUUAAGUGAUAUUACGGAUCUUAGAUAUUAUAAAGAAAUACAUCAGGGUUGGAACGAAUGCAUUAAAUCUUCCAGACCAAGAAAACUUCAGUCUUACAUGUGGCCAGCUAUAAACAAUGGUUUAAACGUUGUCGCUAUUGGAUCAUCGCAAUGCGGUAAAACGAGUGGAUGCGUAAUGGCUGUUUCUGGUCUGAUAGCUAUGCACAAAAAUGAAACACUCAAAAAUACUUGCCCAUUAGCAUUAAUCUUAUGUGCUUCAUCUUACGAUGUAAUUCGUGUUCAUUCUAUGUGCCAGUCAUUUCUGCGGACUACUAAUAAUAUAAGAUCCGUCGCAGCAUUUAAUGGCAAAUCGAACGUAUCAGUAGCGGCAAUGAUAUAUAACGGCUGUCAAAUCUUGGUGACCACUCCGCAGUAUUUGGUGCGAUUCUUGAAGGAAAAUAAAGGCCUUCUGUCAUUCGAUAGGCUUUCUCUCUUAGUGUUUGAUGAUGCCGAUAUAAUUUUGGAUAAAUAUUACAAGUCGAUAGCAGAACUUUUCAGGAAGUAUAAAAUAAUUGAGAAUCGCGAUCCACAAGGAAACGGUAGACCGAUAUUGCAAAUAAUUAUAUCAGCAACAAACUGGACGGUCAAUAUAAAAAACUUUGUACAGUUGGCGAUGUCUAAUCCAUAUAUAUGCAUCUCGUCAUUUACAGAAGCUGUUGUUUUUAAGUCUGUGCGUGCAACAAUUCACUUACUGCAGACUACAUGUAAAAAUGAGAAAAUAUUAGCUCUAUUGAAAGAUAACUACAUCACACAGAGAACAGCAAUAGUAUGUAUAAACGCCAAAGAAGCCGAAGAAUUAAACUCUUUAUUAAUUUUGACCAAAAAAACUCUACUAAUUCAUGAAAACAUGAAAUCGUUUGACAUACGAGCUUUACAGGAAAGUUGGAUGGCAUGUGUAUGCGGUUUUUAUCCAGUACUGAUAUGUACUGAUCCAGUUCUAUCUGAUCUUAAUUUUACUAAUGUCCAAUGGCUGAUACAUCAUUCCGUACUUUCAAAAUUUAGAACUCAAUUUAGUUAUAGAUUUUCUCUACUUUUAGAUAAUUUGGCACAGGAUGCUGCCAACUGUAAGUUUAAUAUAAUUUUGGACGAAGAGACUAAUGUACAAUUUCCUAGUCUAAUAAAAUUAAUUCAGCGAAUGAACGCUAAAAUAUCGCCAGAAAUGUUAGAUAAUAUUAAGCGAAUAGUAAAUACAUUAGAAAGGGAGAAGAAGGAAUAUGACAUCUGUGACAAUGUAAAAUCAUUUGGCUUCUGUGAAGAGAAAAAUAGUUGCGAAUUCAGACAUUGUAUUCUUUCUGACAUCGAUGCGCCAAUGACACAAAUACAAAUAAAUGACAAGGUGAAGUUAAAUGUAUUGUACAUUCACGAUACAACACAUUUUUCUGCGAGAAUUAUUGAGCACAUUCCACAUUCCAACGAUUCGAAAAAAAUAACGUACUGCAACGCUGAAUACAUGAAAAUCUCGACAAAAAUACAAAGUUAUUAUGGAAAUAUCGAAAACAGAAAAAUGUGUAUCUCGACAAAUGUUGGAGAUAUCUGCGUUUUGGAAGAAACUAUCGACACAUUUCAACGAGUACAAAUCCGACGUAUCAGAAAUGACAGAGAUUGUUCCGAAAAUGUAAAACUUGUAGAUGUUAGAUGUAUUGACACUGGUAUUAUACAUGAAUGCAUUGAUGUACGUAAAUUAAUGCAUAUUCCAGAGGAAUUAAUAAAUCUUCCAACGCAUGUUGUCGAAAUAUUUUUAGCCAAUUUAAUGCCACAGGAUGAGGAAUAUAGGUGGAAUCAUUAUACUAAUGAACAUGUGCACAAGUGGUUCUCAGAUAAUAACGAUGACAGAUCCUAUAUUUUCGGAAAGGUUUGCCUUCAUCUUGGAAAUACAAUAUGGAUAGACGAUUUGAGAAUUGGGACAAAGUUAAUUGGUCACCCCGAUCUGAAAGGAUCCUCUUUAAAGCAGUAUUCGAUCAAUGAUGGACAGUUUGCAGUUAUAAACCUCAAUCAUUUAUCGAAACUGUUCCAACUUUGUAAAGACAGUGGGUUGACAGAAGUCAAUGGUUGGGACAUAAGUGUUGCAGAGAAAUAAAAGAGCCUUUUAGUAUCAUUUGUAUUUUUACAAGAUGGAUCAAUUAUUUUUUAAUAUACAUUUAUAAGAGAAGAUUGUACAAUAUUUUCUUUUCUCUAUUUUGUAUUUAAUUAUGAAAUAUUGCACACUAGUGGAUAUAAAAAAUUCUAAGGAUUUCUACUUUUAAUCCUAGUUCUUCACACGUGGGUACAUACUCUAUAUGAUUUUUUACACUGCUGUAACUUUUUUAUAACAUAAUUUGAAGACUAGUAGCGAGGUUAAAAAAAAACUUUAACUAUCCAAAGUAUUCAUUUUGUGAAUUUUUGUAACAAAUUUUUUAAAAAAUUAUAAUUAUUUGAGAAUAAAAUAGUUUUGAUUCGAAUUUUGUUUAUUGUCUUUAUCAGACUCCGAAGUAUAAUUAUAUUAUGAACUAAAAAAUAUGGUUUCUAUUCAAAGAUAUAGCAUGUUAAAGUUACAGAGUUCUACAAACUCAUAAAUGAGAAAGUAAUAAAAAAUAAGCGUGAGAGCUGGAAGUUAGACUUAAAUAUGAGAAAUAAAAAUAAUUAAAAAAAAUUAUUCUCUACUUUGUAUUUAUUAUUAAAAAUGAAUAUAUAGUUACAUUAUGUAAUAGUGUCAAUGUUCAAUAAAAUGAAAUAUAUUAUUCCACUCUCUCCGCGUUCAAGUAAAAUGUGCAUUUGCCAUUAUCUUGUUUACAUAUUUACCAAAACUACAUAGUUUCACCAAUUGUUAUUGCCAUUUCACUUUUCGUAUGCUAGAAAGUUAAAACUAAGUAAAAUUACGGUUGAAAAUCAAUUCAUUACGGUGUAAUUUAAUAGAACCGUAAAACGCGAAUGAUUCGACGAUAGGGAGUGAGGAACAAAAAUUACAAUAGGAAAUAAGGGUUAUAAAUCUUAAUUUUACUAUACAACAAACCCAAAAAACAAAGUUUUCUAAUUUAAAUAUUUUAAAUCAUUAAAAGUUCGUAAUAUUGUUUUUAAAUGUGACUUCGAUGUAAUCAUUUGGUCUAUUGAUUGUGGCAGAAUAAAAAUAUUAGCUCUUUUCAUUCUCUCAGUAUUAAAUUCUAAUCAGAAUUCUCUCUUCUUUUAUAUACAAUAUAUAUAUAAAAUUUUUGAUUAAUUAUUUAUAACUAUAUAAUUCAUUAAACUAAAUAAAAAGCGUCCCAGAAAUUUUAUAUCCACAGUUGAGAGUAAAUUAGACUGCUAUGUAUUAAUUAUAAUUUAACUAUGUGAAUAAAAAGUGUCAACUA